UGUGUGUAGGAGCCCUUUGUGAUGAGGUGACCUUACUGACCCCUGCUGGUCGGUCCUGACCUUGCGGCCUUGGGGCGGCGCGUUGGGUUUGCUCACCUGUGCCAGUGAGCAGGUGAGGGGAGACAAAGAGCCUCUGACAGAGUUUGGGGGGUUUUGGAAUCGAAUGUUGUUCGUGGACGCCAGCAUGCAUAUGGUUUUUCAAUUUUAGCUUGUUUAUUUGUUUGUUUGUUUGUUUAUUUGUAAGUUUAGUGACAGUCUAUGUUUAGUUGUUAUACGUUUAAGUUGUUUAUCCAAAGAUAAAGAAUGCGCAUAGCGGAUAAACAGAACCGCAUAUUGACCCUGAGGCGUCCGUGACUAUCGGAAGGCCCUGCAGUGUGUGUUGCAUGUGUUGUGCAUCUUUACGUAGUUCGUUGUGUACACGUGACCUCCAUGGUGUCCGUCCUCAUCCUGCUCCGUCUCACUGAGGUCUUCAUUUUGGGGACUCGGGACAGAGGACGGGGAGCAUGUGCACAGACGUCCUCUGAACUGUUAAUCACCUGUAAACAUUCACACAUCCGCCGCCGCUAAUGGGUCUUUAGGGAGAAACCACACACACACACACACACACACACACACACACACACUCUACCUGCCUCCUGGUCUCCAGGUGUGUGUUUUCAUCUUUCUGUGGUCUCUAAGGUGUCAGAUAUCAAAAGGACGCGCCCUGGCCUCGGGGGGGGCGGCGUCCUCCAGGAAGGAAGUCUGACUGAUGCGGUCGAGCUUCAAACACACUCUCAAAACUUCUGAGGCGACGGGACGGAUCAGUCAGGUGAGAUGGGUAUAAAAAUAAGCGCACCCGACCGAGGGACACCACACGGAGCGGAGACAGGGUGAGAGCACACUGGAACAUCUGGAGAACAUCUGGACCACAGAGCAGCAGAUCAACCAAUCAGAGAGCAGGAGCAGAGAGGAGGAGGGUCAUUCGGUGAUUGACAGCUGAUAAGCGACAGAUCCGUUGAUCGGAGGAUGUUGAUGUGGAGGAGCUUCCUGUGUGUGUCUCUGGUCUGCGGUCUGACCCUGGACCAGAACUCCAUCAGGUCCUCCAAGGAGACCACGCAGCUCCUGGACCGUUUCCAUGGUGACCAGGUGGAGCGUCCCGUGCGGCGGCGGACAGAAACCACCUUCAAUCCCAACAGAAGACAGACAGCUCGGUGCUCGACUGAGGACUGCUACGGAGCGCCGGUGGGAGGCUGCAGUAACAGAGCUCAGAGGAGACCGUCCCCACAGGACAGACCGGUGGACAGAGAGACGGACAGACAGAUCCACACAGACGGCUUCAACAGAACCAAAGCUGUGGAGAUGGCGGUCUGCGUGCGUUCCGGGGACUGCGCCGCCGGGCUGUGCUGCGUCCGGUACCUCACCGGGCGGCGGUGCCAGCGGAUCCCGGUGGAGGGCGAGGCCUGUUUGCUCAAAGGCUCGGGCAAACUGAGGAGGAAGCUGGGCCGCUGCGACUGCGGCCCGGGUUUGUCCUGCGGCGCCGCAAGCCGGGCGGAGUCGGGCCGGGCGAAGGGGCAGGGCGUGUGUAAGCCCCGCCCCCCUGGGCAGGGCCACAGGAACACAAGGCAUUCUGGGAAGAAAAGGAGGACGGCCUGUUGACACUUCAUGAACUCUGUUAAUUUAAGUAUAAUUAUUCCCACGAGUUCAGACGGUAGAACAGUGGUUCUCAAACCGCCGCCUCAUCGCCGCCCGACGGAGACGGAACCAAACGGCCCGUGCUGAGUUUUUAUUGAAAUAAGGCAUUGUGUGACUGUGUGAGUCUGUGUGUGAGUCUGUGAGUCUGUGUGAGUCCUGUGGGUGACUGUGUGAG
Molecule: messenger RNA, 1846 nt
Organism: Gasterosteus aculeatus aculeatus (three-spined stickleback)
Lineage: Eukaryota; Metazoa; Chordata; Actinopteri; Perciformes; Gasterosteidae
Source: RefSeq, a predicted model, not a curated record